Molecule: messenger RNA, 813 nt
Organism: Darwinula stevensoni
Lineage: Eukaryota; Metazoa; Arthropoda; Ostracoda; Podocopida; Darwinulidae
Source: the annotation of a GenBank genome assembly
AUGGGAAAGUGGUCGUGGGUGGCUGCCAUAUAUGACGUCACGAAGAAGCUCCUCAUUUGUGGAGGGGCUCUCAUUCGAGAACAAUGGGUUCUGACCGCUGCUCAUUGCCUCGUCGUAGACGGUACCGCACGACGUCGGGAUCAGAAAGACUUCCUGGUUUAUCUGGGAAAAUACUAUCGGAAUGACUCCCUGGAUGAUGCAUUCGUGCAAAAGAGAGAGGUAUCUACGAUCAUCCUUCAUAGGGGCUUUAACUUAUAUAACUUUGACUCAAACAUUGCCCUGUUGAGACUAACUGAGCCGGUGGAGUUUACUCAAAGAGUGGGGUUGAUAUGUCUCCCGACAAAUCAAUAUUUUUCGGUGGCAAACCUCGAGGAUGGAAAUCCAGGAUUGGUUGCUAGUUGGGGUGAAAAUGUCUCGGAUGAGCUGAGUGACAAUUUAAUGGAGAUCGAAGUUCCGGUGCUAUCGAAUACCAACUGUCACACGAAUACCAUUAAGGUCACAGGUGACCCUGACUUCACGCGAACCCUCAGCUGGAACUCUUUCUGUGCUGGAUUUCAUGGAAAUACUUCUUCCCAAGAUGUGAACGAAUGCGAGGAGGCGAACCUGUGCGGGGCCCACGCGCAGUGCGUGAGCCAGCCGGGCUCGUAUGCCUGCAAGUGCGAGACGGGAUUCUUCGGGGACCCGCCCAAUCACCUGUGCAAAGGCAAGCCUUUUUUCCAUCACUUUUUUCGCUCAGUAACUCCCGUAGUAGCCCGCUUCUGCCACGCUCGCAGGGUCACACGCUCAUACGGUCACACGCGUUGGCUGUCGUAG